Messenger RNA from Nelumbo nucifera (sacred lotus), 1680 nucleotides. Lineage: Eukaryota; Viridiplantae; Streptophyta; Magnoliopsida; Proteales; Nelumbonaceae. The record is from RefSeq and is a predicted model, not a curated record.
GUGAAACCCUCCAAAAGUCUUUCAUUUGCAAAGAGCUAGGACAAAUAAGCGGGCUGGGGGGGCUAGGUUUUCUCUAAAAGCUUAUGCAAGACUGAGGUCGAAGAGGGUUUUCAGUUCAAGACCCCGCUGUGAAGAUCCGUCGACGAGGCGGGCUUUGACCGUUACAGAUAUAUAUUAAGCUGAUAUGGAUGACAAUGACAUAGAACUGGAUGAGAUGGAAUUAGUUGCAGCAGCUGCUGGCUAUUACUAUUAUAAUCAUAUUUGUAAGCAGCCAUCUCGUAGUUCAUCCCUUAACAGAUCUGAAUUUAUGGAUGAAGUCUUAAAUGAUAAUGAUGAUCGAUGUCGUGAAAUGUUCCGGAUGGAUAAACAUGUCUUUUUUAAGUUGUGUGACAUUCUUCGACGGAGAGACCUUUUACAUGAUACCGCUGGUGUUAGGAUAGAAGAACAGUUGGCCAUAUUUUUAAACAUCAUUGGCCACAACGAGCGUAAUCGAGUCAUACAGGAACGCUUUCAACACUCUGGUGAAACCAUCAGCCGGCAUUUUAACAAUGUACUGAAAGCAAUCAACUCACUGUCACGGGAAUUUUUGCAUCCACCACAGACCACAACUCCACCGGAAAUCCUCAACAAUUCUAGAUUCUAUCCCUACUUCAAGGAUUGUAUUGGAGUGAUUGAUGCUAUGCACAUCCCUGCACAUAUCCCUGCCAAAGAUCAAUCUCGAUUUCGUAACAGGAAGGGUGUUCUGUCGCAGAAUGUAUUGGUGGCUUGCACUUUUGAUCUGCAGUUUAUAUUUGUCUAUCCUGGUUGGGAAGGUUCAGCUGCAGACUCACGUGUAUUAAGAGCUGUCCUUGAUGAUCCAGAUCAGAAUUUCCCCCACAUUCCUGAAGGUAAAUACUACCUUGUGGAUGCGGGUUACAGGAACACAGUUGGAUUUAUUGCACCAUUUCCAGGAGUUAGGUAUCACCUUUAUGAAUUUAAAGGUGCUAAUCAGCAACCAAGAAAUGCAAUGGAGUUAUUUAAUCACCGACACUCGUCACUAAGAAAUGCAAUCCAGCAGUCUUUUGAUGUUUUGAAGGAACGGUUUCCUAUUCUGAAAUUGGCCCCUCAAUAUGCAUUUCGUAUUCAAAGGGAUUUGGUUAUAGCUGCAUGUGUUAUACAUAACCACAUCCGGCGAGAAGGAAGAAAUGAUUGGUUAUUUACCAGCUUUCAGAGGAGGACUGCAGAAGAAUAUGAGAUCGAUCAACCUGAAGUGGAGUUGACUCAAACCUUCCAGGAACAAAUUGCUUUCUCACAACGGGAGUUGAUUAUGGCCGCAAUGUGGAAUGACUUCCUAAAUGAAUGGAAGGAUUGGUGAUUGGCAAUGCAGUGUUAAGGAGGUACUGCUAGCCUCUUCUUGUAGGUCUUACAGGAACUUGCAGUUGCUUCUUGGUUACAAUUUGGAGCUAUAUUGCCUUUUGUUAUGACUUAGUAGCUAUAUACUUUGUUCUUCUCUGAAUGUUUUGUUUUUGAUAAUUUUCGCAUUGUAGUUUGCCAAUUUUUUGCUUAAUGUAAUGACGUAAGAUGCAUGUUGUAGGAAGUAGAUUACUAAACAUUUAGUUCUGAAUUUCUUAUGUUUUAGCAUUGUCUAUAUGGAUAUUUCCUGAUAUUUGAAUUUUGAGAAGUACCUGCCCUCAUGUUUUA